ACCCCUAUACCGCGUAAAAGAGAGCAAAAAGUUGUCGUCGCGAUUGAGCGGUCAAAACUUCUCUAAGAAGCUAUCUCAUACCAAAUCGAACCUCAAAAACGCAGCUGCGACACGCGAUUUGUAUCUGAUCGGAUCGUCGCAGCCUGCCCCCAAUUCAUUUCAGACGGUUUUCGUAGUAUCGAUCGAACAUGAGUUUCCUCUUUGGCAAGCGAAAAACUCCCGCAGAGCUUCUGCGGGAAAAUAAGAGGAUGCUGGACAAAUCUAUUAGAGAGAUAGAGAGGGAGAGGCAAGGUCUACAGACCCAAGAGAAGAAACUCAUUACAGAGAUAAAGAAAAGUGCAAAGCAAGGGCAGAUGGGAGCUGUAAAGGUGAUGGCAAAAGACCUUAUCCGAACACGGCAUCAGAUUGAAAAGUUUUAUAAGCUUAAAUCACAGCUCCAGGGUGUAUCUCUUCGAAUUCAAACAUUGAAAUCAACACAAGCAAUGGGAGAGGCAAUGAAAGGUGUGACAAAGGCAAUGGGCCAGAUGAACAGACAGAUGAACUUGCCAUCCUUGCAGAAAAUUAUGCAAGAAUUUGAGAGACAGAAUGAGAAGAUGGAGAUGGUGACUGAGGUGAUGGGUGAUGCAAUUGAUGAUGCUUUGGAAGGGGAUGAGGAAGAGGAGGAAACAGAAGAACUGGUGAACCAGGUUCUCGACGAGAUUGGAAUUGACAUCAAUCAAGAGCUUGUAAAUGCACCAUCAGGUGCUGUUGCGGCACCAGCUGCAAAGGGUAAGGUUGCGCAGGCAGAAGCAACUGGGAAUGAUGACAGUGGGAUAGAUAGUGAUUUACAGGCAAGGUUAGACAAUUUGAGAAGGAUGUAGUAAGUAUGCCUAAUCACUUAUGUAUAAUAUAGACAUCAUCUCUAUGUUGGAAGGUAAAAGUGCAUUUGGAUUGUAACAUUUGGGAAAACUGUACCAGAGUUUAUUGAUUCAGGUUCUGGAAAUACAUUGAACUA
Durio zibethinus is the source of this 994-nucleotide messenger RNA. Its product is annotated as vacuolar protein sorting-associated protein 2 homolog 1. The record is from RefSeq and is a predicted model, not a curated record. Gene Ontology annotation, biological process: vacuolar transport. Lineage: Eukaryota; Viridiplantae; Streptophyta; Magnoliopsida; Malvales; Malvaceae.